AUGGAAAGAAAUCAAAGAACCAUAGUGUAUUUGGAGAGUAGAACUUUGCAAGUACGAAAAACAGUGUAUAUUGCGAAACUAAGUACUCCUGUAUUGUUCUUUGGAGGUUUCUUGGAUACAGUAAGAUGUGUCAUGUAUUGUUUCAUGUCCAAGCUCAAUAGUUUGGAAGUGGAUUUGGUAACCAUUGAUGUUGAUACAGGAAAGGUCAUUGAGGCAUCUCCAGUGUUAAUUCUUCCUCAAAACUUACUUGUUUAUAAUAAUCAAUAA
Naegleria lovaniensis is the source of this 267-nucleotide messenger RNA. RefSeq lists its product as uncharacterized. The transcript has a single exon. The coding region runs from base 1 to 267 and encodes 88 amino acids. Lineage: Eukaryota; Heterolobosea; Eutetramitea; Acrasida; Naegleriidae. The record is from RefSeq and is a predicted model, not a curated record.